Molecule: messenger RNA, 4207 nt
Organism: Calypte anna (Anna's hummingbird)
Lineage: Eukaryota; Metazoa; Chordata; Aves; Apodiformes; Trochilidae
Gene: OGFR
Product: opioid growth factor receptor
Exons: 7
Coding region: 109-2103 (664 amino acids)
Cellular component (GO): membrane
Molecular function (GO): opioid growth factor receptor activity
Source: RefSeq, a predicted model, not a curated record
UCCCGCGCUUCCUCCCCCCCUCCCCGCCCCACGUGCGGGGGCGCUCGGUCCCGCCGCCCCUUUCGCUUUCCCUUUCCCUUCCCAUUCCCGGUCCCGUUCCCCUUCCCCAUGGCGUCCCGGUGCAGCUUCUGGGCAGAGGACGAGGCGAACUGCUGCAGUUACGACUCCACCUGGGACGAGGACGAGGAGGAUGAGGAUGGCGGCGAGGAAGAAAGCGAAGCGGCGGGAGCGGAGGCGGCAGCCGGGGAGGAGCCGGAGGAUGCCGGGGAGCAGCCGGUGCAGAGCUGGGUGCCCAGCUCCUGGCAGGCCCAGUACCCAGCCUGGCGCAACUGGCAUGCGGCAGAAGAUUUGCAGAGGUACAGACACCACUACCCGGGCUUGAAAGAAUCAGAAGAUGUUGAUGAAGAAGAGAUGUGGAACUUAAACUUUUAUAAAAAUGAGAUUCAGUUUUUGCCCCGGGGUUUGCAUAUUGAAACUCUGCUUGAAACUUGGUGGGACAACUAUGAAGUUCUGGAACAAAACCACUCUUACAUACAAUGGCUCUUCCCUUUACGUGAGCGUGGGGUGAACUUGCGUGCCAGACAACUCACGUGUCAAGAAAUCCAGGCCUUUAAGAAGUCUGAGGAAGUUAUGCAAAGGUUUGUACGUGCUUAUCAGCUGAUGCUGAGGUUUUAUGGGAUUGAUCUGGUCAACAAGGAAACUGGAGAACUUAAAAGAGCAGAGAAUUGGGCUGAACGGUUUCGAAACUUGAACAGGUACAGCCACAACAACUUGCGGAUUACCCGCAUCCUGAAGUGCCUGGGGGAGAUGGGCUAUGAACACUACCAGUACCACUUGGUGAAGUUUUUCCUCAGAGAAACUCUCGUUGAGGAAACGUUACCAAAUGUCAAGAGAAGUGCCUUGGAUUACUUCCUGUUCACCCUCAGAAGCAAACAGAAGAGGAGAGAACUGGUUCACUACGCCUGGCAACACUUCAAACCUCGGAGUGAAUUUGUGUGGGGACCACAGGACAAACUCUUGAAGUACAGACCACACCUCACCAAGUCACAGCUCCACCAAAAGGCUGAAGAUAAACAGGAAACUCCUGGCAAAAACAGUGAUGAUUCUGUGGAAAAAGAUCAGAACCAGUCCCCAGCAGAAGAGCAGAAAGCUGGAGAUGCUGUAGACUUGGUGCCUGGAGGGAAUGAUGGAGAUGUAAAAGAAAAGCCAAAUGAAUGCCCUGCAAAGGGAGGGGAUGGGGAAGAGGAGCAGCAGGAGGAGAAGGAUUUAAACAGUGAGGCUGAAGAAGUGCUGGGUAUGGCAGAGAAUGAUUGCACAAAGGAGAGCAAGAAGAGAAAACUGGGUGCAAAUAUGGCAGACUCCACAAAGAGUGCUCCUCUGAAAAGCCCUCCUGAUAUUGAGAAGAUUUCCCGUAACCUGGGAGAAUGUGCAAUUGAUGCAGAAAUCACCUCCUCGGGUUCACUGGUACAAGCAGAAGAGGAUCAGGAACCACAGAAGGAAGAUAAUGCAAAUACUAAAGACUCAGCAGUGCCAGAGGCCAGUGAUGCAACUGCAAAACGGAGGAGAGUGGAUAAAAGGCCCCCCAGAAACAAAUGCAGCUUGGCCAUAAACCUGAGCAUGGGGUUGUCUGCUUCUAGUGCCAAUUUAAAUCCAUCUGUUACAAACAGUGAAUCUGAAAAAGAAAAUGUCUGUGAGAAAAAUGCAACUGUAGAAGCACCAAGUGAGAAGGGUGAGGGUAAUGCAAAUGGUGUGGGAAGCUUGGAACCAGCCAAGGGUCUCAAGACUGGCAGGACUUCUCCAAUAAAUAGUGGCUUGGAGUCAAGUGGAGAUGAAGUCCCAGCAAAGAAUGAUCAGCACCACUGCAGCAGCCCACUCCUGGGUGGCAAAGAUGUGGUAGAUGGGGUAGAACAGCCUCAAACCACAGGAAAUGAGAGUGGAAAAGGGGAAGCAGAAGUCACAGACAAGAAACAAGUUCUAGAGAGUGUUGAGCAGAACAUGGCAUCCUCUUGUCCAGAAGAAGACAGUGCUGAGGCUACAAAACAAAAACCUGAAAGCUCUGAGCAUGCAGCAGAACCCAGUGAAGAGCAGGUGGCAGCAGAAUGAGACCAGCAGAGUGGGAACUCAAGGAAAUGACAGAGCCCUAACUCCAUCUGUAGUGAUUGGGAUAGCAGAAGUACAGGGAAGAAUAAACUGAUCCAGCCUUUGUCUGACUUUCACCUUUCCUUGCUUUUUUAGUAUCACCUGGAGUACUUCACUGAGGUUGAUUAUCCUAAAGAAGAAAACUAAUUUAGUCUUCUUCACAGGCAGGCUGUGUCCUGUUCCUGUUUUUUAUCUGAUGUUCAGGACUAUCUUGCAGUAACAGGGGGUUUUGCACUUUGCUUUGGUUCUGUCUCUUCUUCAAGAGAAGAGGAAAACUAUAAUGUUUCCUUGUUUGAACUAGCUGAGUAUUUAUUAAACACAUGAUUUUUAGUGUUAUUGACAGCAUGACCUAAUUUGCCAGGCUCCUUUCUGUUACCCUGUAACUUCUGUUUGUUAUUUUGAAAGGUGGUACCUUCCCAGGAGGAUUAUUCCUGGCAAAGAUUCUGCUUUUUAGGGCAGGAAUCAUUCUUUUUGUGGCAUUUUGCUUGAAAGAGAUGAGUAUUUGCAUUUUACAUCAUGUAAGAGUGUAGUUGCCUCUCCUCCUGUAAAGAAAAUAGAUUUGGUUUUAGAGUGGGGUGAAACAAGUGGUGUCUCUGACCAGUGUUCACCUUGAGUUACAGAUACACACCUUUGGGCACUGUUCUGUAGGGUGUAAAGUGCUGCUUAAUUUGCUCCAUUUAUCCCCUGCAGAAGUUGUUUUGUGGCACUUGUUAAAGCUGAAAAUAUGAAUAAUCUACUGGUUUCAAAGAGAAAAACCUUCAGACAUCACCUAAAGCUGCCUUGAGCUCUUCUUCCUCAGGUUUUCCAACAUUUUCACACCCUUGAUUCCACAGAUACUGAUGCCCACUACUGGCUCAAAGGCCUUCUUUUAAUUGCCAAAAUGAAGCAGGUAUUUGGCACUGCAGCUUUUCAAGCUCUGCCAUUAAUUUUCAGCAGUCUUUGGGACUCUCUUUUCUGCAGCCCCUUUCCAUGAAGUGAGAUGUGUCAAAUUUAUCCUGCUUCCCAGCUAAAUCAGGGCUGUUCUACCAUUAAUGGUCAGCAUGUCAAGACAGUGAGGGCACAUUAAUGUGAACAUGUCUGAAAACCAUUGGGUUUUGUGGGCAGUUAAUUGAAACUUUAAUUGGAGGGGCUACGCUUGUCUGGUUCAUUUAUUUACAGCCCUCCAGGAUUUACUUUCAGACCUUGCCAGCUAUUUCCCUGCCUUAAUGUUGCUGACCUCCCUGGUAGCUGUUCUGCCUGAUUUAGACAGGAUUCAACCAAGGCUGAAAAGAGUGUUAAGCAAUUCAGCACUUUCAUUCCUAGAGGUUUACAGCAGAGGAUUUGCCAGUCCAUUCCCAGAAGGUCUGGACUUCCAGAUAUUUUGGUUUAGUUUGGAGGUUUUUAGGUGCUGUUUGUUUUGGGUAGGAGAUGGCCAGAGGCUUGUCCACCUUGCCAGAGGUGGCAGUCUUAAUGUUUUUCCUCUGUCAGCUACAGCUCCUUAAGAAGCUUCAUUUUUCAAGGGAUUUGAUGGGAUUUUCCUUCCCAAUGUCAAGGUCUUGGUCCAGCUUGUGUGUGGGAAUAAAAGCCUUGCAAGUGUAACAUCUGAUGGUCAUGAUCACACACAUGCUGGAGAAAGGCUUUAAUGGUUUAAAAGUACUUUUUGAAUUGUUAUUAUGAACCAAUGGAGCUAAGUAGCCAAUGGGAAUACACUUUAUGACAGGUAUAAAUACCCUUAAGAUGCUGAGUGAAAAACCUUUCAUUAAAAAAACUUAUAAGGAAGUGUUAAUCAAGGCUUUUGUGCAGAUUUAUAGUAAUUUUCUUAUUUAAUGAAGUUUUCAUUGUGAGUAUGUGCUCAGCUGGGGCACAGAGCACAUAUCUGGUUGCAGUGCUUGUUUCUGUGUUUGGGAUUUCCCUGUGAGCCCCAGUAUGGAGUGUUCAACCCAAACCCUCCCCUGUCAUGCCCAGGUUUGGGGUUUGGGCUGUAGGUGUUUGCAGUGAGGAGUUUUCAGGAUGUUUUCCAAGAAGAGCCAGAGCUGUGUCACAGAACUUGUUGUGUUGAUGUCACCUAUUAAAGCAUGGCUUGAUUUCA